ACAUUGAAUUUUGAAAAUAAAAUACAAUUCUGUUCAAAUAGUAUGUUCAAUUUCAAGAUUUUCUUAUCAAGUAUCACAACAAUACACACAAGAAUUUGAGUCAUGUCACUUUCUUCAAGGAGUUAUACAAAUCUACCACGAAUUUUGCAGAUAAAAAAUUUACUUUCUAACAUUGGUUAUUCUUUUCACAAUUCUGUGAUAAAAAAUGGCCCCAUUCAAGAUCGAAUUGAAAGCAAAUUGAAAUCAAAACUAGAUCCAUUAAAUUUGGAUGUUCAAAAUGAAAGCUCAAUGCACAAUGUACCACGAGGUUCGGAGACACAUUUUCGUGUAGUGAUUGUUUCGAAAAAAUUCGAUGGAUUAAACGCUCUGCAGAGGCAUCGAAAAGUCGUCAAAGUUUUACGCGAAGAAUUUCAAAAUAUUCAUGCAAUGGCAAUCGAAGCAUACACUCCUAUACAAUGGGAAAUGGAUCUGAAUGGAAAAUCUGAUUGUCGAUCACCAAGAUGUUUAGGUGGAUCAAAAUCAACGAAAUAAUAAUUUAUUGUAAAAAUUACUUAUGAUUAAAAUUCAUAUAAUGAUGAUAGUGAAAU
Molecule: messenger RNA, 587 nt
Organism: Dermatophagoides farinae (American house dust mite)
Lineage: Eukaryota; Metazoa; Arthropoda; Arachnida; Sarcoptiformes; Pyroglyphidae
Product: DNA-binding transcriptional regulator BolA
Source: RefSeq, a predicted model, not a curated record